Messenger RNA from Capsicum annuum, 3009 nucleotides. RefSeq lists its product as uncharacterized. The transcript has 4 exons. Lineage: Eukaryota; Viridiplantae; Streptophyta; Magnoliopsida; Solanales; Solanaceae. The coding region runs from base 1210 to 2766 and encodes 518 amino acids. The record is from RefSeq and is a predicted model, not a curated record.
AUCACAAAAAUUUAGUUAGCAAAAAAUUUCUGUUUCACAAUUUCCCUCCUCCUCCUCCUCCUCUCUCUGUAAAACCUUCCUUCGUUUCAAUUUUCUCUCUCUACCUAUACACACACACAUAUACAUACACCUUUCCAUUUCUGUAUCUUCUGAAUUCCAGUUGUUGUUACCGGUUUCCUUUUUCGUUUUUUUUUCUGUAUUUUUUCGAAGUGUUUUUUUUGCGUGUGUUAAUGGAGAUGAAAAUGGAGGAAUCGUGUUUGUUUUCGUUGAUUUCGAUAAUUGCUUCUGGAAGAUUCGCCGCUAAAAAUCGAAUAACAGUUGCACGGUUUACGAAGAUGAAACCUAUAAUACAAGGGACGCCUCGAUGUUGUUGUAAGUUUAGGGUUUAUUAAACGAAAUUAUUCUGUUAAGAGUUCGAUUGAAUUUUGUUUACGUUUUGUCUGUAUUGUUGUUACUGUUACUGACUGAAGCUGAAUUUGAAGAAUUUGGUGUGGAAUUUUCGAAAAGGAAUUGGUAAAUUUGUGAUUGUAAGGUGUUGAAUUUGGUACUUUUGGGGAUUUUUUUGUUCGGAAUUUGGAAUUACCGAAUUCUGAAUUCCCUGUUUUAUAAUUCUGGAAAAUUUAUGUGGAGUUUAGUCAAGGUGUUGUGAAGUUGUUGAGUUUGGUACUUUGGGGAAAUUGUUCUUUCGGAAUUACUGAAUUCUGAAUUCACUGUUUGAUAAUUCUGCCAAAUUCCUUGUUCGUUGUUGUAUUACGUGCGAUUCGAGAAAAUUUAGUAGGUAUUGGUGAUUUUUGUGUUUAUGUGGAAAACCUCAAAAAUCUGGUUAGAGAUCUGUUGGCUUUUGUUGUUUGGAGUACUUGAAGAGUUAGUGUGGAAUUUCAUUAAGGUGUUGUGAAUUUCGUGAUUUUGAAGGUGUUGAGUUUGUUAUUUUGGGGAAAUUUUUUGUUCAGAACUACCGAAUUCUGAGUUCUCUGUUAGAUAAUUCUCCGAAAUUCCUCGAUCGAUGUUGUAUUACAUGUGAAAAUUCUCAAAAUUUUAGUCGCAUUUGGUGAUUUCUGCGAGUACAUGGACAAUUUUGAGAAUCUGGUCAGAGAUCUGUUGGCUUUUGUUGUUCGAAGUAUUUGAUUUGAGAGGCUACUGUUUGAAAGAUUUUAAGAGACUUGUGGUUCUCUGAGUUGGAAAGGGAAAAUUGGUCAGUCGACGGAUUGAAUGGCGGGUAGGCAAUUAGAUUUCCCUAAGACGAGUGGUUGUAACUUGAAAGAGCAAUUAGUGAGGAGAACUUUGCAUAAUGUGAGGUCUCAAGGGCACACAUACAUUGAGCUUAGAGAGGAUGGGAAGAGAUUAGUCUUUUUCUGCACGCUAUGUCAUUCUCCGUGUUAUAGUGAUUCUGUGCUGUUUAAUCAUUUGAAAGGCAGUCUCCAUACCGAAAUGGUUGCUGCUGCUAAAGCUACGUUGUUGAAAGCUAAUCCUUGGCCCUUUAAUGACGGUGUACUUUUCUUUGAUGAUCCGGAGGAAGAUAAGCGUUCGCCUAUUGUGAAUGUUGGGCAAAGCAAGGUGGUUGACACUAGUCUUAUAGAUGAAAGUAGCCUUGCUAUUGUUGAAUAUGAUGAAAACUUGAGACGUAAUGAGGAUGAGUACUGCCCGAUGGAUGGUGAGUUUAUUGGUGACGAGGAGAGUGAUAACUUGGUUAUUCCGGGUGUUUUGUGUAAAGAUGAAGUAUCUGAUCUAGAAGUGAAUCAUAUUGGUAUUGGACAAAUUGCUGUGCGGCUUUCCGUACUUGACAUUGACUCGAAAAGAAUUCGUAAAAUAUGGUGUGAAUGGUUAGGAAAGAAGGAUUCUGAUGAUACCGAUGCUUCUAUGGUUCCAGAUCAUGACUUUGCUGUUGUUACGUUUCCUUAUAACUACAAUUUGGGUAGGAAGGCGUUACUUGAUGACAGAUUUUUGCUCCCGUCCAGUCCUUAUUCAGAAUCUGAAGAAACUGGUUGUGCUGGAAAAAGAAAGAGGAAGUCAUUUUCAGACCCGGAGGAUAUCAGUGAGUCUCUUAGUAAUCACUAUGAUUCGUCCGGGGAAGAAUCUCAAUCAACGAAUAGCUCAAAUAUGAAACUGAUAUUGGGCACACGUGAUGAUCAGCUAGUGAAUUCAAGAAUUAUAUCGAGCAAAACUAUGAGGAGAGAGUUGAGGAAACAGCAGCGAGUAGCUUCUGAGAGAAUGUGUGAUAUCUGCCAACAGAAAAUGCUUCCUGGUAAGGAUGUGGCGACUCUUCUGAGCAGGAAAUCUGGAAAAUUCGUGUGCAGCAGUAGAAAUUUGACAGGGGCCUUUCAUGUAUUUCACGUAUCUUGCCUCAUUCAUUGGAUACUUCUAUGUGAAUUGGAAACUUAUGAUAAACCCGUUGUCGAACCAAAAGUGGAAACAAAAGCAAAACGAAGAUCUAAGAGGAAGACUCCAGCCAAACGCAGUGCCAAAGGGAAGAAAGAUGAGAUAAAAGCAGCGAAGAGGAUAUACUCGGUGUUCUGUCCAGAAUGCCAGGGUACUGGUAUAAACAUUGAGGAGGGAGAUGAGCUGGAGAAGCCUACUGUCUCGCUGUCUGAGAUGUUCAGGUACAAAAUUAAACUCAGUGAUGCACGUAAAGCAUGGAUGAAGAAUCCUGAGGUGUUGCACAACUGCUCAACAGGCUUCGAUUUACCCCCUGAGCAUGAUGAUCUUUUCCAGGAAUAUGUUUCACCACUCAAAUUGCUGCACUUUUAUCGCGCUAAUGUUUCGAGCUGAACCUAUAUUUCCGACUAGUCACAUUAACGAGCAUUCUCAACUGUGAAUGAUGCUUUACAACCGUGAUGUGUAGAACUUGCACUUUCCGUUGAUAUUAACCUUUUGUAAAUGGCUGUCUCUGAUGAAACUAUUAGUUGCUAAAGUAGUGUGUACAGACUUUAGAGAUGAAUAUGUAAUAUGAGUAGACAUGAUUUUUCGAUCUGGACAUACUUUUGCUAAAGAUGCAUAUAACAUUGCUUCCCA